AUGCCGCCAAAGAGAACCGAGGUGAGCGAGAGUACACCACCUGCAUCUGAUCUCAAGCCCGCCGUCGCGUCCCUCACGUCUCAGAUGGACGCCAUGUCCAUGACUGCCAAGGAUGACUUCAUCCUCAAGGGUGCCCACCCGCGCCCAGACUAUGGCAAGGCUGGCCAGCCAGUCAAGGCCGAAGCAAACCUGUACCAGGUGCGCCUCUCUUCCAAGGUGCCCGGAGCUGGAACGGUGUUCCACUACGACCUCAAUAUCGCGCGCGUCGUCAAGACCCCUUCGGACAAGAUGCCGAAGAAUCUCACUGAGAAGAUCUGGGCCGCCGCCUGCCACCAGGAGGCAGGUGCCCCGGACAAGCUUGCUUUUGAGACUUCGGCCUUCGACCUCGGCAAGAACGUCUACACCGUCCACCAGUUCAAGGCCGACAGCAACGGCCGUCAGCUUGUCGUGGGCGUUCCUGAGGAAGGCCGCGAACUCGACGACCGUUCGCGCUUCAAGCUUACCCUCAAGCUUGCCAACACGAUCGACCUACAGAGCAUCAUGGACUUCUGCAGCAAGAACGAGCAGACGUUGCAGAUCGCGAACACUGUGUUGACUGCAAUUCAGGCUGGUAACAUCCUGUUCCGCGACGACCCCUGCAAGAAGUUCCACCCCAUGGGUGCACGCGGCAAGUUCUUCACUAUGGACGGGGCUGUGCCCAUCUCCGGUGGAGCCGUCGUCGCGAUGGGUUUCUAUCAGCAAGUGAGUUUCCGCCCGACCUCGAGUAACGCCCCUGCCAUUCAGCUCAACAGCGCCUUCACGGCCAUGUUCAAGCCCGGCAACCUUCUUGAUCUACUCCCCCAACUGGCUGGCAUGGGCGGUGGCGGCGGCUUUGGUGGUCGUGGCGGCCGUGGCGGCCCUCGUGGCGGUCGGGGUGGUGGCCAGAUGGGCGGCUUUGGUGGUCACGCCACCAUAGACCAGCUAAACAAUUUUCAGAUUAGGAGCCUGAGCAAGCUGCUCUGGGGUGCCAAGUUCACUCUGCCGUACAAGAAGACGUCGCGCUUCUUCACUAUUAAGCAGAUCUCCCAGGCCGCUGCGGCCGAUAUUCGGUUCGUCAUGCAGGGGCGCGAUGGUGCUCCGUCCAAGGACAUUUCGAUUGUCAACUACUUCAAGGAACAGUUCAACAUCACCAUCCGGAAGCCACGUCUUCCUUGCGUCGUUUACGGCAAGAACUUCAUGGUCCCCAUUGAGCUGGUUCACCUGGCCGAGUUCAACGCCGUCCCGUUCGCCCAGCUCACUGGGGACCAGGCCGCGGAGAUGAUUAAGAUCGCAGCCCAGAGGCCGCCUGACCGCUCUGCCGCCAUCAAGACCUGGCGCGCGCGGCUCAAUUACCAGGGCAUCACCAAGAUUCGCCAGUGGGGCAUCGAGGUCGCCCCGAACAUGAUGCAGGUUGAAGGUCGCGUCCUCCACCCACCCCGCGUCAUGUACAAGGGCAACAAGGAGCUCGGUGCGAUAGAAGGGGGCUGGAACCUCAAGGGCGUCUCGUUCACUCGCCCUGGCACUCCUCUCAAGGCGUGGGGUGUGGUUUCGCUCCACAAGCGUGUCGAUGUUCAGGUGACGAGCAACUUCAUCAAUUACCUCGUCCGCUCGCUCAAGCAGUAUGGCGUCAACGUUGCCAACCCAACACCUGACAUUAUGUGCCCCGCCCAGACCGGGUCUCAGCACCUUCACAACAAUAUCCGCUUGAUGUGCCAGACCUUGGCUACGAAGCACAAGAUCGCGCCGCAGCUGAUCAUCGUCAUCUUGGGCGGCAAGGACACUGCAACGUACCAGCAGAUCAAGAACAUCGCCGGUAUGCAGCUCAAGAUGAUGUUCCCAACCCAGUGCCUCCUGGGACAGAAGAUUCUCCAGGACAGGUCUCUCGACCAGUACUGCGGCAACGUGGCCAUGAAGAUCCAGGCCAAGCUUGGCGGCGUGACGCACGAGGUCCCCAUGACGGAAGUGCUCACGAAGACCACGAUCAUGAUCGGGGCGGACGUGACGCACCCUCCCCCUGCUGGGGGCGGCCUUCUCCAGCCGUCCAUUGCCGUCACCGUUGCCGGCACGGACGGCGAGAACGUCCGCUUCUCGGUUUGCGCCCGCCUCCAGGAGGGUCGGGUGGAGAUUAUCUCGGACCUGGCCAACAUGGUGCGUGAGCACAUCGAGAGGUUUCAGAAGAAGGCCGGCAUCAAGCCGGACCGCAUCCUCUUUUUCCGCGACGGCGUGUCCGAGGGCCAGUACAUGGCUGUCACCAAGAUGGAGGUUGAGGCUGUCAAGAAGGCGGCAGCUUCCUUCGGUGACCCCAAGUAUAGACCCAAGAUCACCUUCGUCGUCUGUGCCAAGCGCCACAACAUGCGCUUCUUCAGUAUGAGCCAGAAAGACCAGGACAGGACUGGCAACCUCAAGGCCGGAUUCGUUGUUGACCAGCGUGUCACGCACCCCUUCGCCUUUGACUUCUACCUUCAGGCUCACGCAGGUCUCCAGGGCACUGCCCGUCCUACUCACUACAUCGUUCUCAUUGAUGAGAACGGAUUCAAUGCCGACAAAAUGCAGAACUUGUGCAACCGCCUGUGCUACACUUAUGCCCGUGCUACUCGUGCUGUCUCGAUCGUUCCCGUCGCUUACUACGCCGACAUCAUUGCGAACCAGUGCCGCUUCCUGGCGUACACCGACGACAGCCAGGAGGGCUCACACUCUGGGCCGCCCAAGACGCGCAAUUACGACCCUCUCGCUGUCGCAAAGCGUAUUCAGGCGGUUGCGGAUGUGGCCUGGUAUAUGUAA
Molecule: messenger RNA, 2799 nt
Organism: Cutaneotrichosporon cavernicola
Lineage: Eukaryota; Fungi; Basidiomycota; Tremellomycetes; Trichosporonales; Trichosporonaceae
Gene: ago1
Exons: 30
Coding region: 1-2799 (932 amino acids)
Biological process (GO): regulatory ncRNA-mediated post-transcriptional gene silencing
Molecular function (GO): protein binding; RNA endonuclease activity; single-stranded RNA binding
Source: RefSeq, a predicted model, not a curated record